AUGGCUCCGCAAGCAACAAAGCGCGCGAAGCUUUCAUCGAGUGCAGGACUUACCACUCUCUUGAGAGCUGGAUUCGAUCCUUCGGAUGUUGCCACACUCUCAUCGCGCACCAAGGUUUCGUACAAAUCCCCCGUGACCUUGAAAAAUGUCGGGGUACCAUUCGACCGCCUAUCCGACGCCGAGAAGCUCACCUGGACCGAAUCUCUCCAUGACAACAGCUGUUUGAUGGGAUAUCUCGUCUAUUCGCAGUUGCUCCCAUGUGCCGCCGAGAAUCGAUUUAAGCUCAAGUCAGGAAGCGCGCACUGGAACGAACUGAAUGUCUCGACAGACAGGGCAAGACUGGAGCAAUGCCGGGCCGCGUAUGACAGGCUACGGAGGAAUGGGUCUACUUUCUCCGCGUUCCACGGACUCCCUUACAGCGUGGACAUGACGAAAAGCGUGUUGGAGUACAUGGAGAUAGAUUUUGAACAGAGCGACUUGAGGCACAUUUUUUUCUUUGGCCGUGAGUUUGCUAUGAAGUCAUCGGAGCACGGGAAGAUAAACGCCAGCUCGGUGUACACCUCGUGCUCUAAAGCAUUGUCUCUCAUGUACUUCACCGUCGUCAUUCUGGGGCGGCCGUGCUGUCUCGAAUCGGUCAUAUUGCCACUGUCCGUGACGGAACGCUCUGUCUUGGAGCAGACGUGGGGUUGCCCGGGGACGCAUCUUGACGGCCCCAUCAACAAGUUUCAGACGAAUUGGCGCGAGGUUUUCCGUGCGAUCGGCACGCCUCACAGGAACAUCAACUAUGUGUGUCUCGAGAGAGCCACGGAGGAAUGUUAUAUCGGUGGAAAACACGUAGCUGAUUGCUUUGCUUUGUACAAUGCAACUCGUUCAGCUCCGGGGGACGCGAAGACCGUCACGGCGUUGGUCAACCACUACAGGCUAAAUUCCAAGAUAGGCGUCGAGUCGGGUGCUGUCGUGUUCGUUCUCGAUAUGCUAAGGGAAAAGCCCAUGGAAGCCGUCGGCAAGAUCGACGGCUCUGUGCUGGGGGCGAUCACUUCAACCUACGGGAAGAGGGUGAGCCUCGACGUACAGGCGAGGUGCCUCGGUCUGCAAGCGGGCGAGCACUCUCUGUUUGACUUCUCUGUGAGCAACAAGCUAGGGGAGAUCAUCAAUCACGCUGACAUGACGCUCUGGAAGGCCAGGAAACGACUGAAAGUCGAGCUGAAGGUCAACGACAGCCUGGACCCGGCGGACAUGAAUAAGAAGAUCAGCGAAGGCAAAAUGCUCGAUCCCUGUGACCCAGCAUCGUCGGAGAAAAUGCACGCAAUGCUUCAGUCGAUAUCGGGGCAAGUUUGGCGACCGCUCAAGACCUUGAUUGGAGAGACUUUCGGGGUAAGCAUGGAUCACCCAUCCGCGUUUCUACGGAUAUCCGACAAGGAGGCACACCAGCUAUACGAGCACGCCAGCAGAAAGGGUAUGGUCUACACCGAUGUCGCCAACUUUAAUACGCUUCUGGUCUUGAGCAACAGUUUCCAAAGAUCCCAGGUUUUGCGCGAGGCAACGCUGAACGAGUUUGGACUUGUCCCAGACGGUACCUUCUACAGGCAGACUUUCAAGGAUCGUGCGUUCAAAACUGCCGGCGCGUCAAGCGGUUCACCGCCCGUGAGUCACUUCAACCUCUCCCCCGGUCAAUCCAUGAUGGUACAUUUCAUUGCUGUGGUCGGCCACCGCUUCUGCAAUGCGAACAUGAAGAACGAUAAAAGGAAGCUGCUUCUCAAUCCGAAGGGGCAGGGGUAUGCCCAGAAUGACAUUAAUUCGCCGUUCAAAAAGAUUGGGGCGCACUGGCUAGGCCUUCCCAACUUCUGUGUUCACACGUGUAGAACCUUCUGGGCUACGGCCGCCUUGUAUUCGUGCCAGGUCGAUCCCUCGAACAUAGAGGAUUUUGGAAGCUUUUUGCAGGUGCCGAGUUCCACGCUAAGGAGUAGCUAUAUGUCGGCCGCUGGGAAUUCGGCGGCUCACAAGCUGGUUUAA
Molecule: messenger RNA, 2013 nt
Organism: Ectocarpus sp. CCAP 1310/34
Lineage: Eukaryota; Phaeophyceae; Ectocarpales; Ectocarpaceae
Source: the annotation of a GenBank genome assembly